Molecule: messenger RNA, 1253 nt
Organism: Anolis carolinensis (green anole)
Lineage: Eukaryota; Metazoa; Chordata; Lepidosauria; Squamata; Anolidae
Product: histone H3.3A
Exons: 4
Coding region: 176-586 (136 amino acids)
Cellular component (GO): nucleosome; nucleus
Molecular function (GO): protein heterodimerization activity; DNA binding; structural constituent of chromatin
Source: RefSeq, a predicted model, not a curated record
UUGCAUGAUGGUUAAAUAGCCUGGCCCGGGAGCCCGCCAUUUUCUGUUGGGGUCUGGCGGGAAAAGCGGGAAGCCAACGAAACAGCAGCCCGAGCGCCGUCGCGGGACGACCAACGUCCGCUACAAAACCCGGAGGAAGACAGCCAGGUUUCCAACCUUCUGAGGACCGCCCAGAAUGGCCCGUACCAAGCAGACCGCCCGUAAAUCCACUGGAGGGAAAGCCCCUCGAAAGCAGCUGGCCACUAAAGCCGCUCGGAAAAGUGCACCAUCCACUGGGGGAGUGAAGAAACCCCAUCGCUACAGGCCAGGCACCGUGGCGCUGCGAGAGAUCCGGCGGUACCAGAAAUCCACAGAGUUGCUGAUCCGCAAGUUGCCAUUCCAGCGCCUGGUCCGCGAAAUCGCUCAGGACUUCAAGACAGACCUGCGGUUCCAGAGCGCUGCCAUUGGAGCCCUGCAGGAAGCCAGCGAGGCGUACCUCGUGGGUCUGUUUGAAGACACCAACCUGUGUGCCAUCCACGCCAAGCGGGUCACCAUCAUGCCAAAAGACAUACAGCUGGCCCGCCGCAUCCGUGGCGAACGGGCCUAAGUCCUUCUCCUCCCCAUCUCUUUAACAUUUAUGGCCCCUCCCUGGGCAAACCCCCACCUUUCUUGUGCAGUGUACUUAGAAUACACUCCAGAUUUUCUUUUUUUAAUUAUUAUUAUUAUUGAUAUUAUUAUUAUUAUUUCUCCUAACUCCUGUUUGUAGUGGCUAGGACAUGUGAAGAAAUGUUAGAUUAUUAUCUAUCUAUCGUAGUUACCUCUCCAAAAUCAGGAGACUUGAUUCCUGUUCAUCAUGUACAAGCAAAAACGAACCAACAAAACCCCUUUGAAAUCUGCAAGACUUCUGGAUGUUGUUUUUUGUAAAACUUUUUUUUUUCAGAAUUGCAAAAAAAACAAAACAAACAAAAACAUACCCGACAGGGGACAUUUUUUGAAAUACCUGGUUUUGUACUUACAAUGUAGAUGUAGGCAUUUCAACAAUAAGAGCUUUGGGUCUUCAGUUUGUAAAAUAUCUGCCAAGAACACUACACUUCUUUUUUUCCCUUUCGUUAGCUGAGUCUUUUAGUUGCCUUUGUAUUUAGGCUAGAAGUGCUUUCUGAAUCCUUUUUUCCCUGUUUUCCAUUUGUCUUGUGUCUGUGAUUCUGAUCUUUGUACCAAUAGGGACUCACCUUGAAGCAGGAAGAAAAAAAAUAAAUAAAUGUUGAAUGACAACA